Molecule: messenger RNA, 2416 nt
Organism: Solanum lycopersicum (tomato)
Lineage: Eukaryota; Viridiplantae; Streptophyta; Magnoliopsida; Solanales; Solanaceae
Source: RefSeq, a predicted model, not a curated record
UUAGAAGCGCCAAAAAACACACACACAUACAACACCCUACCACCACCACCACUCUCUCCCUCUAAAACCUUUCUCUUUCUCUCUCUAAAAAAAAAUUUCACUUUUGAAAAUCUUUUUGCCGAUCAGAUACGAUUCUUCACCGGUUCAAGAUUUUCAAUGGGAUGUGACAAAAAAGAGAACCUGCCAGACCCCCCAAGUGUUGAUGCGGGAAAGAAGAGACCAGAGGAGGAUCUAAAUUCAAGAUUAUCAAUGGGAGCUGACAAAACAGAGAACCUGCCAGGUUCAAGUGUUAAUGAUCUUUCUCUCAGCGCCAGUCAAAGUGGAGCUGUUGAUUAUAAUGGUGUUAUCCAAGGUGGGUUCAGUUCAGGGGCUAAUGUCACAUCCUUUCCUUCUGUAUCUCUGCCUGCAGUCUGUCCUCUUCCAGGAAAUGCUAAUGAGAUUGAGGCGGCCGAUUUGAUGAAUCUCAAUUCCUUACAUCACCACCAGCUUCAACCGAAUCUGAUGAAUAAUCCUGGGGCAGGCAUGAAUUUUAUGCCUAUGCAAAGCAGUGGAGCUGGAUGUUUUGAGAAGGCUGGGGAAGGAACAGGUAUUAGUCAAAUGCCUGGAAGCCCUUUUGGCGUAGGGUAUAAUGUGCAGAAUGCUACAGGUAUUGGCGGAAUAGGGUUUCAAAAUUAUGCCAACAUCAAUCAUGCUCCUUUUCAUACAACACAAGGGAACAUGGAUGGUAGUUUCCUGACCCUUGGAGUGGGAAGUAAUAUGGAGGAUAGAUCAAUUCUUAGAUUCAACAGCAAAGAGGUCAGCAAUGGAGUGGAGGAAGCUGCUUCACCACAAAAUAACAAUUCCCAUAUCCAACAAACAAGAAGAAAUCUUCCAAGUUUAAUUCAUGGUGCUCCUGGUGGUAUCACAAAUUUCCAGUGUGAUAGUGGUGGUUUCCCAAAUUCUGCCUUUAAUUCGGGUGUACAUGCUCCUGACUCUAGAAUCAGUGCACCUCCAUUUAUGUACGCACCAGAUGCGAGACUUAACUCAUCUAAUGCCAGAGAUUUAGCUGCUGUUGGUAAUGCUGAUCAAAGACUUUGUGAACCUGAUCCUCUCAUGUAUGCCCAAGGUGGUUUGCCUCCUCCUCUAUUGCCAUUUAGCAGCAAUUCAACUUUACCCCCUCAUUUUGGAUUUGGUAGAGUGGCAGCAGCUCCUGGAUCUGCUCAACAGUUUAGGGUAUUAGCUCAACCAAAUGUUAAUCAGCAGAGCAGCCUGUACACAAACAUGGUCAGGAAUCAUCAAUCUUUCAUGGGACCUGCUAUUCUCAGUCAUGGUGGCGGAAGAGUGAGGCAAGACCAUUUAGGUCAGCAAUCUUUUGUCAAUGUUCUGAAUCCUUGGGGGAAUAAUCUAUAUCCUGAAGGAAUGGGAGUUCAAAUUCCUGGAUGGAGUGGCAUCCAAUCUGCCCUUGUCAAUCAAUUUCCCAGGAGGCCAGGUGUCCAGCUCAAUGACGGGGCUAUUUCUCAAGCAACUCGAGAGGGUGUUCUUCCUGGCACGGGCGGCAUCCAGCAAACUAGAGGGGGUAACUCGUAUCAGUCUCAAAAUCAUGGACCUAAAAUGCAUCCUACUGAACUUCUUAACCCCUCUUUUGCAAUGGGUCGGCCUCAAGUUGGUUCAUCUGCAGAGUUAAAUGUUAGUGGACUCCCAUAUCAUGCUGGUCAAGGCGUUCCAAUAUCAAAGGUUGAUGUGGCCCCUCAGGCUUCAAAUCUUGAUGGUCCCACUUCCCUCAAAAGAAGAAGACCGGGUAGAGCCCCUCCAACUGCUCCGAUGGGUCAGCGGAGGAGAAAAUUGACUCAACAUAGAGCACCUCCGAGGCCGAUGACUAUUGCUCCAGUUCCUGCAUCUUCUCCUUCUCUUCCUGAUCUCUGUGCAAAGUUGCAAGCAAGGUUGGAGGAACCAGCUCAAAUCAUUGCAGAGAACUGCAAAAUAUGCAAGAGGAAUGUGAUGUUCAAUCCUGAAGGUCCUUUUGUUCGUCCUGCUAUAGCGCCACCCGUUGCUGUUCUUCCCUGUGGACAUGUAUUUCAUGACGAGUGCCUGCAGAAAAUCACGCCAAAAGACCAAGCAACAAAUCCUCCUUGCAUACCUUGCGUUCUAGGUGAAACAUAAUGUGAUCAUUUUCUUCAAUGGGAGAGGGCUUAAAUUUUGUGAAGGAGAAUGAAAGUGCUCCCAAACAUCUUUUUUGUAAAGGAUUAGGGUAUAGUUCUUGGAAUUGCACAUAUAGAAUGGGUAGAGAUUAUGCAAAGUUACUACAUAGAACCUCAGCAUUUAAACCCCUGUGAUUGAGAGAUACAUUAAACUUGAACUCACAAGUUAAGAGCUGAUGUAUGACUGAUUCUAUAAUUGGAGGUGUUUGAUCCCGUGGAUCUGUUGGUUUCAGAGCUAA